This is a messenger RNA of Diplodia corticola, 3489 nucleotides long. RefSeq names its product aaa family atpase. The record is from RefSeq and is a predicted model, not a curated record. Bases 1 to 3489 code for a protein of 1162 amino acids. Gene Ontology annotation, molecular function: ATP hydrolysis activity; ATP binding. The transcript has a single exon. NCBI's taxonomy places the organism in Eukaryota, Fungi, Ascomycota, Dothideomycetes, Botryosphaeriales, Botryosphaeriaceae.
AUGAUGGACCGUCAAAGAGACAUGAAUGUUAAUGAUGCACAGAAGUCCGAGGAGAUCUACCUAUUACCGAACGUGUAUUCCGAGGCCAAGGACAUGACCGCCAAGGAGCUGCCCGGACUGAGCGAACACGCUUCGGAACAGGAAGACCCCUUCUCGGACUACUCGCAAGACUCAAUCGACACACUACCUGAAAAGGAAAGGGCUCGAGUCUCUUCAGGGCUCUUCCCUGCGCCGACUGACCAAGACACCGUCCAAGAACCCAAGAUCAAGCGUACACCUUCGACGAAACAGCAGUAUCCGGGACGAACCUCCGGCAUGGAAUAUCGCAUGAAAGCCAUUGAAAAUCUUCUGUCCGAGCUGACGCCCACAUCGAUACCAUCGACGCCAUUGCCGACUCCACCAUUACCGACCACAUCACGACCAGCGACCCCACCUUCACGAUCAACUACACCGCGACCAACCACUCCACAGCGAACCGCAUCACCGCCAGAAGCCCAGGAGGAAAGGACUCUGACCCCGCCUUCGGAUGGUCAUACUGAAGUGUUUACCUCGUCUGCGCCAUCAACGCAAGCUCCACAAAUGCCACCGCCUCAAUUACCGCCCCCCGAAUCACCGCCGCCUGCGUCACCGCCGCUUGACAUAGCAUUUCCACCGCUUGAAACUUCUCCACCUCUCAGAAUCACCCGACAACCAGGCAUCGUCCCAGAGCGUAAAGAAAGCUUUGGCACGCCGUCACUGUCGCAGAGGACGCACAUGGAGUUUGGCGAACUCUGCUCUCUGUUCGAAAAGUGUCAAAUGGCCAUCACGUCGGACAGGAAGCAAGCGUACAAAGUCGUCAACGCCGCCUUGGUUGCGGAAAACAAGCCAAGCAAAGAGGCCCUCUCCAUCAGCUGCAUCCGGCUGGACUGCGACGGGCGAUUCAUCGGGCCCGUCUACACCAAGUUCAAGAUCAGGAAAUACAGAGGACGGCGAAGCGUGGCUUCCCUCCCCAUUCUCCCCUUCUGCAUGAACUCGGACCCGGCGGGCGUUCGCGAAAUCCUCGUGUGCCGUGGGAGGAUCUUUGUCAAGGUCGCAACGGGCAGGCACAUGCACUGCCAGGGAACGACCAUGACUUCUCAUGAGCAAGUCGACGGCCAAGUCAUGAUCGACUUCCAACAAGCAAUCGCCCGCAAUCCACACUGGGCCCCCACCAUAAUCGGCGUCAGAAGCGACACUGACGACGACGACGACGAAGUCGAAGCCUGGGAAUCGGUCCAAGCAGCGGGAAUACCCGACUCCCUCUUGCAGCCGCGAGAGCUGAGCGACGCGGACACGAGACUCAGCGACGACGCGCUGAUGCUGCUGCCCCGCCGCGUCUUCGGCUUCGUCUUCGGCACCAGGACGUGGGCGGCGCUGGACGUCGGCGACCUGCACGGCACGCGCGACAAGACGGGCAGCGAGGGCUUCAAGCGCCUCGCGCUGCCCCGGCGCCACCGCGAGAAGCUGGAGCCGCUCCUGCGCCAGCACUUCCGGCAGCGCCAGAGCGCCAGGGCCGACCGUCUCGAUCCCGCCUCGUCCCAGCACCAGAUCGACUUCUUCCGGCGCGAGCAGCCCGGGCUGGCCGUCCUGCUGCACGGCGUGCCCGGCGUCGGCAAGACGCUGACGGCCGAGUGCGUGGCGAGCCACUUCUCGCGCCCGCUCUUCGCCCUCCCGUGCGGCGACCUCCUCGCCAUGACGACCCAGCAGCAGCUGGACGAAGUCUUCGCCCUGGCCGCGGCGUGGGACGCCGUGCUGCUCGUCGAAGACGCCGAUCCCCUCUUCGCCAGCUCCCCCGCAGCCUCUUCCCCCACAGCCGCCGCAGCAGCAGCAUUCCUGCGCGCACUAGACACGUACCCAGGCCUCCUCUUCCUGACCACAACCACUUCCCCCUCCUCGUCUUCCUCCCCUUCCCCCUCCCCCUUCUCCCCCUCCCCCCUCCACUCCCCCUCCCCCCUCCACUCCCCCUCCUCCCCCCUCCACUCCCGCAUCCGCCUCUCCCUCUUCUACCCCCCCUUCGACGAGCGCACCGCCCUCGACGUCUGGGACAUCGCCAUCUGGCAGGCCAAGCGCCAGCGCCCCAGCAUGCGCAUCAAAGCCGACGAGGUGCUGGGCUUCGCCGCGGAGAAUUACCACCGCCAGCAACAGCGGCAGCGGCAGCAACAGCAGCACGUCGCGACCGGUGAUCGUCCUCGGUGGUGGCGCGGUUCAGCAGGUUGUUGGAGCGGCCGCCAGAUCCGCAACGCGUUUUGGAAUGCCAUUGCGCUGGCGGAGGAUGAGGCGUCGUAUGGGGGUGGGGUGGGGGGUGGGGGUGGGGUUGGUGAUGGUGGUGGUGGUAGUGGUAGGGAGAAGAACAAGAAGAAGAAGAAAGAGGAGGGGAGGCGGACGGGGUCGUCAUCGGCGGCGGCGUCGACGAACACGGUCACGCUGCGGCGACGGCACUUCGAGCUCGUUGCGGAGGCGGCGGAGGAGUUUGACGAGGGGGUGGUGGGGAUGAUGGCCGUGGGCGGAGGCGUGCAGCAGCAACAAAAGACGAGACGGCUGACGACGGCGACGACGACGACGACGACGACGGAUUCUGCUGGUGCUGGCGGUGGUGCUGGUGCUGGUGGGUCGAUGAACGCGCCGCUGCCGCCGCUGCCGCCGCUGCCGCCGCUUUCCCCGCCCGCUCACGCCGUCGCCACUGCCAGCGCUUCGGUCAGGCGGCAGCAGGAGCUGGCAGGCGAGGACCGUUCGUCUUCCUCUUCUUCCUUCUUCUUCUUCUCCCCCCGCGACGAGUCGUCGAAACAACAACGUCAGCAACAGCACCACCCCCACCAGCGCCCCGCCACCGCCCUCGUCCGGUCCAACACGCUGCCGUCGUUUUCGUCGUUCCCAUCGUCAUCGUCAGCCGGCGGGUCGGCGGGACAGCCGCACGCGGGCCGCAGGCGCGGGACGACGGUCGUGACGGCGGCGGCGGCGCAGUCGACGAGGCCGGGGCUGCCGCCGUUGCCGAAGAUGCCGCGGCCGGGAACUGGACUAGUAGGGCAUGGGCAGGGGCAUGGGAGGAGGCUGUCGCAGUUGUCGGUGAUGCAGUUGCCGCCGGGGGAGCGUGGGCGGGAAGAAGAGGAGGAGGGGGAGGGGGAGGAGAGGAAGCAGGGGGGUGAAUGGCGACGGGUGCGUACGGGGUGGGAGGCGGAGGCGGAUCAGGGGUCGAGGUCGAGGUCGAGGGGGGCGGCGGCGGCGAUGCGGAGUGGUGGUGGUGGAGGCAGGUACGCUUCGUCUUCGGGGAGGCCGCCGAACGGGGAUGCUGCGAAGGCGGCGGCGGCGUCGUCGAAAAGGUGGUCGAGGUCGAACGGCGGGAGCGGGGAGGAGGGGGAGAUGGACGACGGUUGGAGCGAGACGACGAGGCGGGAUUCGGGGGCGGAGGAGUGGAACAGCGCGGAGGUGGAGAGGAAUCUGAUUGAUAAUUUCACGGCGAUUGCGUAUAGAUAG